Messenger RNA from Labeo rohita (rohu), 5521 nucleotides. It is a transcript of the gene clmpa, whose product is annotated as CXADR-like membrane protein. Bases 392 to 1561 code for a protein of 389 amino acids. The record is from RefSeq and is a predicted model, not a curated record. The transcript has 7 exons. Gene Ontology annotation, cellular component: cell surface; membrane; cytoplasmic microtubule. NCBI's taxonomy places the organism in Eukaryota, Metazoa, Chordata, Actinopteri, Cypriniformes, Cyprinidae.
AACGGUCAUCUAUCUACAAUACAUGUGUCCCGGACAAGGAAAUCUGCAAAGGAAAGUGUUCUCCUUUAACUGCAGAGGUCUCCCCAUCCCCUCACACACCUUUACCAGCCUGUGGUUCCUUCCUACACAGAGCAAGAGGCGGAGGAGAGGACGGAGAUCGGAGAUACGCAUCCUAGUUGAAGUCAAUGAGAACUUCUCUUCGGAGGAAACGGGCGUUUGUGAAGGAGCGUCAGGACGUUUGGAGAUCUCAGAGAUGCUUUUGAUGGUCUCAGCCGGUGAUAUCGCUCCGUUCAUGGUCAGAACAAAACUGAGAGACCAUUUCAAUGACUCAAUGUGCUCGUUUUGAGGAGCAAAGGAGACGUUUCUGUAGGAUUCUCAGUCCGGAGACGUGAUGUCUGUCAGCGUGCGUGCCCUGCUCUUAGUAUUGCUGAGUGUGCUUCAGGCAAACGGCCAGACGGAGAUGAAGAAGGUGGUCGGAGACAACGCCACGCUGCCGUGCCACCAUCAGCUGUGGCAAGCCGACAUCUCCCUGCUGGACAUCGAAUGGAUGCUGCAUAAGUCCAGCUCACGGCAGAAAGUGGUGAUCACAUACUUUGCGGGUCGGAUCUACGACCCCAACGAGAGCGAAGCUGGGCGGCUGUCCCUGGCGGGAGACUAUCUAAAAGGCGACGCUUCGCUCUUGAUCAGUGACCUCUCGCUCACCGACUCCGGAGAGUACAUCUGCAAGGUCAAGAACGGCGGGAAGUACUACUGGAACACAGUCAAACUCAUCGUGCUCUUGAAGCCGUCCAAACCACGCUGUUGGAUGGAGGGUCGUCUGCUGGAAGGAAGUGAUGUCAGACUAAGCUGCAAGUCCACAGAUGGUUCUGACCCAAUCAGCUACAAAUGGGAAAGAGUCUUAGACAAAGGAAAAUAUGCUGGCAAGCUGCCACCGCUGGCCCUAAUAGAUCUGAAGAACCCUGAGAUUGUGACACUGAAAAAUCUGACAAGGGAAAGCGCGGGUGUUUAUAAAUGCACCGCCAGCAAUGAUGUCGGAGAAGAAAACUGCACUUUAGAGGUCAAAGUCCACUAUGUCCGUGGGAUGGGCGUAGUGGCUGGUGCCGUGGUGGGCGUGUCUUUCGGCGUUCUCCUCAUCAUCCUCAUCGUCUGGCUUGUUUUCCGCAAGAAAGAGAAGAAGAAAUAUGAGGAGGAAGAAGCACCCAAUGAAAUAAGGGAAGAUGCGGAGGCUCCCAAAGCCAAACUGGUCAAGCCAAACUCUCUCUCCUCCUCCCGAUCUGGUAGUUCUCGCUCCGGGGCCUCCUCCACUCAGUCUAUGGUGCACAACAGCGCCCCCCGUGGGCCCAGGCCUCGACUGCCUGUCGUGGCUGCCCUUAAAGAAAGCGGACAGCCCGAAAACUUCCCUCCGGUACCACCACCGUACAACCAUGUGGUCCCCAAACCUCCGGAGCCCGGCAGUAGCCCCAAAGCCAGCCCGGCAAAGCUCAGCCCCGGGAACCUGGCGAGGAUGGGCGCCACGCCGGUGAUGAUCCCCGCCCAAACCAAGGCAUUCCAAACUGUGUAGGAAUAAUAAACACCCUAAACAUACACACAAACAGAUAAAUACACACACAGCAGCGAGCAUCAAAUCCCACAUCUGGUAUCAGGAGCAUUCCCAAAGGAUUUCCCACUCCCUGCGGAAAACCCAGGUGGUCAGGCCUUUUGAUUCAACAGAUUCGACUGUGUUGGAAAAUAAUGCUUUUGUUGUUUUUAUGUGCACACUGAAGUGAAAGAAGACCCCUUGUGGAGCGUAAAGGGUAAAGACAGAGAAAAAAAUGUGUGGUGGGGGGGGUUGGAUGUGGAGGGCUGUGGCUUGUGUUGUUAUGAUGGUUUAAGCAAACAAAAGAGGCAGAUAUGAACACAGAUACAACUCUGCCUUUACCCAGACAGACAGCCUGUCUACCUGACCGCACACUUCCUGUCCUCGCUGGUUUUGAACUGACAGCUACAGAACUGGAGGAGAAACUCACAAAAGCGGACUCUUUCCGGCACCUGCUCGUUUGCCCCUACGAGGAUUCACAUCUGCCACUCAUUUCCUCAGCCAAUCAGCAUUCGCCAGGCGGCCCAGUGGGCAUCACACCUCAACAGCCAAUGGCAGGUCACCUGCUGGGCACAGACGCUGCGAUUGGCCCAGAAUGAGGAGAAUUCGACACACUACGACAUAAACAGUGACAGUAAAUUUCUUUGUUCUUCAUUAGACCUAUAAAUAUUCCAUACGAAUAGACGUAUUCCAUAUUUAAGAGGUAUUUAUAGGAAUUCCAUAUAUUUUUAGUUCAAAUAUCUAACAGCAUUCGUAAUGUGUGUGUACAUUCCCUUUAAAUCAUUCAUUCACAUUCUUCAGGAUAAUGUAAGCAGUAUCUUCAGUAAUGAGGUUGAUCGUCUCAGUGGGGAAAUGGUUUGGCUCCGCUUUGGUUCUUGGUAUUUGCAAUUGAAAUCAGAUGUCUGGUUGGCGCAUCCCAUUGGAUCCAAGUAUGAUGAGGUUGGGUCAGGCUUAUUCUGUGCUGGUUUGUAUGGAUCUGGAGUGUCUAAAUGAUUACGAUGAAACUGAAAAAGCAGGCCCACACACAAUCUGCAUGUGUGGAAAGCUCCGGUUUUCCGCAGAAUUCGAACAUCGUUCACAAAGCUCUGCAUUUGUGGUUCUCAACCUUUUUGACUCAAAGUCCACCUUUUUCAACACAAUUAAUCAAAAGAUUUCUUAAGCGUAUUCCAACCUGAUCGCAUGGCAGUUCGUAUAUAUUUUAUGUAGAGAAGCACUGAUUGCAAUUUCUUGGUCGAUUCUGAUUUUCUUUCUAAGAAGAAUAAUUGACAGCAUAUACAAACAAAAAUAUAUACUUUUUUCCCAAUGCCAAAAAAUGUACAUAAUAAAAAAAUUAUUAAAUUUUUUUUUUAUUAAACAAUUCCCCCAAUCUAGACUAAAUUACAGAUGUUCUCUAUAAAUUAAUUUACACUGCAAAAUUUCAAAUGCAAAAAUUAUUUUUAAUAAAAUUAAUGUUUUAAAAAUUAAAAGACUGUUUUAAUGAGUGAGUCUUUAGUCUUUAUGAAUGGGUUUCUGAAUCAUUCAAAAACAUGGAAUCAUUAAGAAAACACCGACAUGCAGCAGUUCUGCUGUGGCUUUGAUUGGAACUAUUUUCUGCAAUGAAACUGAGCACAAACAGUCAAUAUUGUGUCUAAAAUUCUAAAAGUCACUUAAUUUAAACUUUAACUUGUUUUUUGAAAUACUAUUGUAUAAAAUCAAUGUCACAUUGCAGUCAUGUUGAUAUUUGGGCAAUCAUAUUGGUCGUGCAAUGUUGCGUACCUAAAUCAUAUUAUAAAUUAUAAUUAUAAUUUUAAUUAAUAAAACAUAUUAUUAAUAAUUCUACCACAGUAUGCAUUUAUCCGAUCGAUCGGUGCAUCUCUAAUUUUAUGAGGUUGCUAAUUUAAAAUUCGUACAAUUUUUUGCUAAGUCAUACAUAUUUUAUGAGUUCCCCAAUUCGUAUUAACUUGUAAGAAUGACCUGCCCCUAACCCCGCCUCCAAACCUGCUCAUCACUUGGGACUAAACAAAUCGUAUAAAAUUCGUACGAAUUAACCACCUCGUAAAAUACAUACGAAUUGGUCGUGAGAUAGCAUUGGGUAUUCCCCGCUAACAAGAAACAUAAACACAAAAAGGUUAUUAUUUCUGAAACAUUUUAGUUGGACAUUCAUCUAAUGUUUAUUAAAUAUUACUACUUGUUUCAGAAUGUUCAAAAAUAACAUUGCCAUGUUUGCAAAAUAAAAUUGAAUGCUCCCUUAACAUUCACGUAACCAAAAAAUACAUAAAUAAAUAAAAUAAAAUAAAACUUGGAUGUUCUGACUGUUCAGAGAACAUUAAAAAAUAACGUUUUCAUAAUAGGAAUGUUAGCAAAAAAAAAUUGUUAGCUGGGUUUCUGCUGAAAUUAUGGAAACGCUGCUUGUUUUGAAACAUUUUAUUACGAUAAACUGCGAGUGUUAAUAUAUUAAAUUUAGUACUGUCAAAUGAUUAAUCGUGAUUAAUUGCAUCCAAAAUAAAAGUUUUUGUUUAAAUUAUAUAUAUAUAUAUAUAUAGAUAGAUAGAUAGAUAGAUAGAUAUAGAUAUAUAUAACAUAAUAAAUUUACACAGUACACAUGCAUAUAUAUGUGAACAAAAACAGGAUGUGAUUAAUCGUUUGACAGCACUAAUUAAAUUAUUUAACCACAAUUUAUUAUUGUGAUUCAAGAAGAUCCAAGAUUCUAAUAUGUUCUUAAAAACAAUAGUUAUUAAAAGGUUAAAGUUUACAUACCUGAUUUUAUUUGUGUGUUUUUUUUAAAUAUUUUAAAUAGGAUUAAAUCAUUUUAAGUCAUCCUUUGUUCACUUUGUAAGUUUGCUAAGGCCAUUGCUCUACAUAACCCUUCAUUUUUGUGUUUGUUUAUUAAAUAUUAUGGUUAUUUGCUAAUGCUUUCAGGUACCAAAAAGAAUGUAGUACUUUCUGCUCAGUUUAAGACAUUGUAUAUCAUUUUAUUCAAAAAAAUCAACUGAAAAAAUGUGAAAAAAGUGCAAAUUUUGUCUGGGCCUGCGAAUGAGCUUUGAAUGUGUUCGAUAUUGUAUAGCUGACUAUUUUUUGUCAUUUCAGCAAUUGAGUUUUAAGAUUCAUUUUAUUUUUAGCUGUUUUAGCUUAAACACAUUAAUGUAACUGCGGUAGGUUAGAAGCUUUAAAUUCUUGAGUGCAGAUUUUAUAUACAUUAAUCUUUUUUGUAUCCUAGUUAUAUUCAGGUUACUCUAAUGCCAUUGCAAUAUAUUUUCUCUGUUUUUCAGUUGUUUCCCCUUCUUAGAUUUCAAUGUUUGAUGAAUUUGAAUGCUCAGAGAGGCGUUCAUACCCAGACCCAGCUGGAAAAAUGUGCUUUUUAAAUCCACAUUAGUAAACAGCAGGGGACCAUAACAUGGAUUCCUCUCCUGAAAGAGACAGUCUUGUUAUUUGUGUCUUCAGAAAUGAAUUAGAUGGAUGAACAAGAUGUCAGAAAAUAUUCAAAGUGACAGGUCACCCUUAAGGACAGAACAAUGUCUUCUUGCCGGAUAACCAGGGAAUAAGUGUCUCUGCGUGGAACAAGACUUAGAUGUCAAUGCUGGAAGAGGUAAAGGAACCAAAGGCUGACCUUAUUUAUCUAAAUCCAAUCCCUCACAACUCCAAUGCAAAAGAACACAGAAUGUGCACCCAUUUCCAUUGAUUUAGCAUCAACCCACAGCCCGGUCGAUUCCCCGGCUUUGAAGUCUCUUUCCACACGCAGGGAAAGUGAGGAAAUGAAGUAAUAUUAGUCAAAGUACUUCCUCGCAACCCGCUGUUCCUGUUCGGCUGAGUCUGCUGUUGAUAUGUGCUGAGACGCAUGGUUCAGUUGAGUUAGUGUUCGGUCAGUCACAGCUGAACAGUUUGAAUGCUGAGCUCUAAUGUUAAACACCCUGCAUACAAUUGCUUGAGAGAAUGUGCAUCUAAACACUAUUGGCAAUGGACCUGCAU